Dermacentor silvarum is the source of this 1866-nucleotide messenger RNA. Its product is annotated as beta-galactosidase-1-like protein. The record is from RefSeq and is a predicted model, not a curated record. Gene Ontology annotation, biological process: carbohydrate metabolic process. Gene Ontology annotation, cellular component: vacuole. The transcript is spliced from 3 exons. The coding region runs from base 1 to 1866 and encodes 621 amino acids. NCBI's taxonomy places the organism in Eukaryota, Metazoa, Arthropoda, Arachnida, Ixodida, Ixodidae. Gene Ontology annotation, molecular function: beta-galactosidase activity.
AUGGAAGGAAGGAACGUAUGUCUACUAACUGCCACUCUUGUAGUCCUUGGCAGGCCGGCAUUGAGCGAUCGGUCGUUUCACAUCGACUACGACAAACACACUUUCGUCAAAGACGGCCAGCCUUUCCGCUUGGUGGGCGGGUCGAUGCACUACUUUCGCGUACCCAGGGCAUACUGGGACGACCGCUUGCACAAGAUUCGAAUGGGCGGGCUCAACGCCGUAGACUUCUACAUCGACUGGAGCGGCCACGAGCCGGAACCGGACCAGUACAACUUCCUCGACAACUACGACGUCGUGGCUUUCCUCGAGGCCGUCAAGAAGGCCGAUCUUCUAGCCGUUGUCAGGCCCGGUCCAUUCAUAUGCGGCGAGGUCGAAAACGCCGGCUUCCCUUACUGGCUUCUGCGCAAGCACCCGAACAUGCACUACCGCACCAUGGAAAAAGAAUACCUGGAGGAAGUCACCAAAUGGUUCAACAAGCUGCUUCCCAUGCUCGUUCCACACCUCUACAAGAACGGAGGCCCCAUCAUCAUGUUCCAAGUCGAGAACGAGUACGGUCACCUGGACAACGGAUGCGACCCCAAGUACAUGGAGUUCAUGGUGUCGCUGCAGGAGAAGCUGCUGGGAAAGGACGUGGUCAUGUUUCGAACGGACUUCCCCAUAGAGCGACGUUUCAACUGCGACAAGGUGCGCGACAUACUGGUGGCAGGAAACUGCGAUCCCAAGUGCAACACGUCAAUCUUCAACACGAUUCGCAAGGCACAGGUCAAACCGGGAGGACCCAUCCUCCUGGCUGAGUACUACACGGGCUGGAUGAACUUCUGGGGCUGGAACGACAAUCCUGCGUACCCGCCCGGAGUAGUGGAGACCUUCAAGAAAAUGAUGGACGAGGGAGGAAACAUCAUCUUCUACAUGUACCACGGAGGCACCAGCUUCGGCUUCAAGGCGGCCACCAGCGGUGACUCGCCGCUAGUGACGAGUUACGACUACGACGCCCCUAUUGGCGAAGACGGGGACCCGAAGGCUUACUACUAUCCCCUGAGAGACGCCAUUGGCAAGUACUUACCACUCAAGCAAGGAGACGUUCCCAAGGGAUCGCCGAAACUGAAGAUAGACGCAGUGUCCAUGUCCCGAAGUAUGGCUCUUGAAGAAGUCAUGGACCACUUCCGGAACAAGGGCUGGCUCAGGAAGACCAAUUCCAAGUUUCCAGUGACUUUCGAGCAGCUGGGACAGGACUUCGGGUUUCUUAUGUACCGCACGGAGGUGCGCGAGGCCUUUAACGAACCACAGUUGUUAAUAGUGCACGGUCUGCGCGACAUGGCGCAGCUCUUCGUCAGGGAUGAACGGCACAUGAUGCGCUGUUUCGACACCAGCCGCUUAGAAAUAAGAAUGAACGCGACCGUGAGACUCAACAAGGGAGAAAAGAUCUCAAUCCUCGUGGAAAACAUGGGCCGCGAGGACUUUGGGCAGAAGAAUCGCGACCCCAAGGGUCUCCAGAACGUGACGGUGAAAGGUGCAAACAUGACCGACUGGACCAUCGAGGCCGUGCCGGUGACGCAGAACAGGGACGUCAGCGAGCUGAUGCACUUCUGCACGACUGGACAGAGGCCGUUGGACACGUUUCUCGACCCUUCAAACUACAGCAAAGGAAUCGCCUUCAUCAAUGGCAUCAACUUGGGUCGGUACUGGCCCGCGGCCGGACCGCAGGUCAGACUCUACGUUCCGGGCGUGUUCCUGAGACCGCAUCCCGAAGAGAACAAGCUCAUCUUGUUCGAGCUCGAAGGGCUGCGCAGUAACAAAGGCGAACGCGGUGUGAGCUUCGCCGACAAACCUUACCUCACCGCCGAUACAGGAAGCCCCCAUCCUUAA